Molecule: messenger RNA, 1922 nt
Organism: Aaosphaeria arxii CBS 175.79
Lineage: Eukaryota; Fungi; Ascomycota; Dothideomycetes; Pleosporales
Product: Tannase 30 kDa subunit
Exons: 1
Coding region: 80-1828 (582 amino acids)
Source: RefSeq, a predicted model, not a curated record
CUCGUAACUCGAUCUAUUUACGUUGCUUCCAGCUUCAUAAAGCGGUUUCUUACUUGUUUUCCCUUUGUUUCCCGUCAACAUGCGUCGAAGCAAUCCAAUAACUAUUGCUGCUCUCCUGGCAACAACCAACGCCGCUUCUCUCGAUGACUUAUGCACAGUCUCGCAUGUCCAGGCAGCCUUGCCAGCAAAUGGAACAAUCCUCGGAUUGAAUCUACUCGCAGACUCAGUGACCGCUGCUGCAGUCUAUAACGCGACCGUAGGACGAGAAAGUACCGCUACGUACAGCUACUGCAAUGUCACUGCGAGUUACACCCAAGUCGGAAAAGACAAUGUCAUUCCUCUCAAGUUCAUCUUUCCUCAGCCACCCGACUUCCAGAAUCGCUGGUAUCUUGCAGGUGGUGGAGGCUUUUCCCUGUCCAGCGAUGCUACAGGUGGUCUCCCAUAUGGUGCCGCCUCAGGUGCGACUUCAGCAGGCUACGAUGCCUUCAACUUCAGCUAUGACGAGAAAGUCUUGUACGGCAAUGGAUCCAUCAAUUGGGAUGCUACAUACGCCUUUUCAUACACUGCCCUCGGCGAGUUGACCAAAAUCGGCAAGCCCUUGACGCAGGCAUUCUACGGUUUAAACGAUACGAAAAUCUACACAUACUUUGAAGGUUGUUCUGACGGCGGCCGUGAGGGUAUGAGCCAGGUCCAACGAUGGGGAGAAGAGUACGACGGCGUCGUUGCCGGUGCUCCUGCGUUCCGUUUCGCACAGCAACAGGUCCUUCACGUUUACCCUGCCACCAUUGAGGCAGUAAAUGACUACUAUCCUCCGCCAUGUGCCUUGGCCAAGAUAGUCAAUGCCACGAUCGCCGCAUGCGAUCCCCUUGACGGCCGCACCGACGGCGUCAUCUCUCGCACCGAUCUCUGCAAACUCAACUUCAACCUCAGCUCCUUGAUCGGCGAGUCUUACUACUGCGCAGCCCAGACAGGAACAUCCCUAGGCUUCGGCUUCAGCAAACGUCAAGCACCCCCAGGAGGUCAAACGAGCGUCCAACCCGCCCAAAACGGUACCAUCACUGCACAAGACGUCGCCGUCGCGCAAGGCGUCUACGACGGUCUCCACGACUCCAACGGAAAACGCGCCUACCUCUCCUGGCAGAUCGGAUCCGACCUCAGCGACGCAGACCCAACAUACAACAACGCGACAAGCGUAUGGGAACUCAACAUCCCCUCCACAGGCGGCGAAUACGUCACCAAGUUCAUCCAGCUCCUCGACCUGGACAACCUGUCCGACCUAAACAACGUCACAUACGACACCCUCGUCGAAUGGAUGAACAUCGGCAUGAUCCGCUACCUCGACAGCCUCCAAACCACCCUCCCCGACCUCACUCCCUUCCAGUCGUCAGGCGGAAAGCUCCUCCACUACCACGGCGAAUCCGACCCGAGUAUCCCCGCCGCUUCGUCCGUACACUACUGGCAGUCCGUCCGUGACAUCAUGUACCCGGGACUCUCGGACGCGGAGUCGCGGGACGCGCUGUCCGAUUGGUAUCAGUUCUACCUCGUACCCGGUGCCGCGCACUGUGGUAGCAAUUCGCUACAGCCGGGACCGUAUCCGGUGGACAACAUGGCGACGAUUAUCGAUUGGGUGGAGAGUGGAGUCAAGCCGAGUAGGCUGAAUGCGACGGUGUCGUCGGGGGUGAAUAAGGGUGAGGUGCAGGCGCUUUGCCAGUGGCCUACGCGUCCGCUGUGGUCGGGCAAUAGCUCGGAGUUUGAGUGCGUGGAAGAUUUGGCAUCGGUAGAGAGUUGGACGUAUACGUUUGAUGCUUUUAAGCUUCCGGUGUAUUGAAAGUGACUCAGGGGGUUUCGUUAACGGGUGAUGAGGAGUUGGGGAUUUGGAGUGUCUGAUUUGAUGCCGUGCUUGCAUGAUUGGUAAUAUCAGG